This is a messenger RNA of Emiliania huxleyi CCMP1516, 1128 nucleotides long. RefSeq lists its product as hypothetical. Lineage: Eukaryota; Haptophyta; Isochrysidales; Noelaerhabdaceae. The record is from RefSeq and is a predicted model, not a curated record. The transcript has a single exon. Gene Ontology annotation, biological process: DNA repair. Gene Ontology annotation, molecular function: catalytic activity. The coding region runs from base 1 to 993 and encodes 330 amino acids.
AUGGACAACUCGCUGCUCGCCGAGCUAGCUGCCGCCCGCCGCGCCCACCGAGGAGAGCCGUCGCAGCACGUCACGCCCACGCCUGACACUGCCGAGCACGAAGCGCCAGCGCGCAACAACGAGCCGGCUGCAAAGCGUGUGCGCACCAGUGGCGAGGCGUGCAUUGACCUGUGCGGCUCUGACGAUGAGGCGACGCCCACCGACGGCGACGAGGCGCUUGCACGCCGGCUGCAGUCGGAGGAGAGUCGUGGCGCAGGCGGCAACGACGCAGCGCUCGCGCGCCGAUUGCAACAGGAAGAGGUGCAGGCGGCCGCUGCCAUGACCUCGCCCGGCGCGGCGGCGAGCUCGAGCAGUGGCGUCGGUGCGGCGGCGAGGAGCAUCGACGACGACGCAUUCGAUUCGCUCGCGCGCCUGGUGAUGUAUCAGCGCGACUCGAGGCACACCGCCGCCGCGGCCGACGCCGCGUUGUGCGCCGCCCUCGGCGGCGCGCUCUCGCCGUGCGGGCUUCUCGGCAUCUCUGGCGGCGCAGCUGGCGUUGCGGGGCUCAUGGGGCAGCCGAGCUGGGAGGCCAAGGCGCAGACUAUGCUCGAGCUCGCGGGCAAGUGGGCGUCGCUGAGCGCGCUGCCCGCGCGACGGAGCGGCGCACGCGACGCCGUCGACAAGGCUUUCGAGGCGUCCGCGAAGGGCGUGCGGGGCGUCGGGCCUUGGACGGUGAACGAGUUCAUGAUCGGCCUCGGCCGGACGGACGUGCUGCAGGUCAGCUGCCACGAGGUCGCGACCGGGCUCAGGCACCUGCUGGAGGCGGAGCAGGCGGGAGGCCAGCCGCCGACCGUCGCGGCCUGGUCCAAGGCUGCGCGCUUCCGACCAGACCACCUCACGCGCGUCUCUGCCAUCCUGCGAGCGCUCCACCGGCGCGUGCAGGCGAGCCGGCCCGCCAAGGCGGAUGCCUGCACCGACGCGCAAGCGGCGCUCGCGGCCAUCCCGAGGGAGUAAGGAGUCCGUACGAGGGGGUUUACCCCCAUGUACAACACGAUUUGCCCGCCGUCAAUCUCAGCGCGUGUGUCUGUGUGUGUGUACGCGACUCGCAAGUAGCUACUUCAAGUACACGGUGUACGCGUACCUUUGUUG